GUAUCCGGAGAAGUCCGCGAAUCCGUAAAUUGGCUCGAUAGCAAUGCAGCGGUGGGUGCAGAAAUGGCGGAAAGUCGGUGUCCGUUCUGUAAAAAGUCUGCCGCCGAAGAGCGCGACAGAGUCGGGCAGACAUUCCGCAAAGACGGCGUGAUGGUCCACCAAUACUGCCUGUACUUUGCGGCUGGCCUGCACCAGCGAGGCGAGGAGAGCGAAGGUGUUCAAGGCUUUCUACUGAGCGACAUCCGCAAGGAAGUCAUCAGGGCUUCCAAACUGACGUGCAAAUACUGCCAUCAGAAAGGAGCGGCCACUGGGUGUGUGGUCAAGUCAUGUCGUCAGACGUGCCACGUGCCGUGUGGAAUGGAAAACGGCUUUUUCUUGCAACACCAAGGUCGCUUCGAGGCCUUCUGCCCCGCCCACAGACCAAAGCAGAAGACUUUGCUGGUGGAAGCUGCACUCCUCAAGAGCCAAAAAUGCCCCGCCUGUCUCUUGGAGAUCGACAAGAACCGGCGAGACCAGUUCAAGAUGCUCGUCUGUCCUGUUUGCGAAACCGGUUUCCACAGAAGCUGUGUCCAGCAGCAGGCGUGGCUUGCGGGCCUCGAUUUCUGCAGCUGCUCCAUGUGCAGCAACAGAGAGCUUUUCCUCCGGGAGAUGCUCGAAAUGGGAGUCGAAAUUCCGGAAUAGUACGUUUCUUCAACUGUGGUUCUAGAGAAUGCAUCUCUCCAUUACUAGCACUCUAAACUACAAAUCUAUAAUAAUAUAUUACAGCCCUCUUUUCUUUUUACUUUUUUCACGGAUUCAGUGAUUCUGAUAACCAAAAGGAAAAGCCGUGCAAAGCUGAAAAAUUGCUUCUGUCCCGAUGGAAGGACCUUCUACACCAGGGCAAGUAAAUAUAGGCUCAAGAGUUGUCAGAGUUGCGAGAAAGCACUGGGCCAUCUGGUGUGUGUGAAAGGCCAACUCUGCACUGCCUGCAAGUCUAAGACACCUGCUUCUGCCGACUCUCGUUCCAGUGCCCCGCCCACUAGUAAUGGCCACACCCAUACAGUGGGGGGUUCGACCGAAUCUGGAACUUUGUCUCCGAUCGUGGUGCUGUGUGACUGUCUGAUUUGCAAGGCUAAAGCCGAGUCUCUUCCAUUGCUGAACCACUCACCUGAUCCACUUCUCUCUUCUCAUUCCUCUCCCCCUCCUUCUGACCCUACUCUUCCCUCUCUUCCUUCUACACACCCUUCAUCGCUGCCCUGUUCUGUUUCCUCCAUCCCCACACCCACUACCUCAGUCCCCACAUGCUCUACUUCAUCCCUACCUCCCUUUCACUCCUCUUCCCUCCCUACAUCCUCUUCCUCUCCCUUCCCUCUGUGCACCUCCCCUCCCUCUUACACCAUGACAUCAACGGCACCCUCCCUGUCUGUGUCACAGCCCGCUCCCCCUCAUCCUACUUCUUCUCUCCUCUCUCCCCCACAUCCUUCCUCUCUCCCUUCCACCUCAACUACAAUCGCUACGUCAACCGUUACUCCCAUACCUCCACCGAAACGACGUUUAACACCUGCCGAAAUUCUCCAAAUCGCAGCAUCUCUUCCGCUUCUCUCAACUCCCGGUUCCCCUCUACCUCUCUUCUCUGCACCCCCUGCCCCUCCACCAAUGAUUGUGGAAUCCCCUGUCACACUCUCUAGCCUCUUACAUUCCUCGCAGAACCCUCCCGCGACUUCGAUUAGAGUCGCUGAAAACAGGAGAGUCAGCGUUCAACCCCCACCACCCACCUUCCCGUUUCUUCCUCUUUAUCCGCAUCAC
Geodia barretti is the source of this 1785-nucleotide messenger RNA. Lineage: Eukaryota; Metazoa; Porifera; Demospongiae; Tetractinellida; Geodiidae. The record is from the annotation of a GenBank genome assembly.